GCACAAGAUCCAGACAGACCUCGAGUAACGUCUCAGUGCCCAGCCUUCCCCUAAACUCUACAUUCAUACACAGGGGACAGGAUGCAGACUGCAAACAACAACAUGAGCAAACACUGGCAGCAACAGGCACGGGCACUGAGUAGAGAAGCUCGAGGAGAGGGCCUGAAUCUAGGGAAGAAGGUCAGCAUACCAAAGGAUGUAAUGAUUGAGGAGCUGAACCUGACAUCCAACAGAGGUUCCAGGAUGUUCCAAGAGAGGCAGAGAAGAGUGGACAGGUUCACAGUAGAGAACACAGCAAAUGCACCUGCAAUCAUAUAUGAUGGCCUGGAACAGAAGCAGGCCCAGAGCCAGGUCCGGUCAGCAUCACAGGCUCAAGAAGGGAAGGAGAACAUGACAUACCCCGUAGCCGGCUACUCUGCUCCCUUGAAAGAAAUUCCUCGUGAAAAGUUCAACAUUACAGUUAUCCCCAAAUCCUAUUGCUCACCAUGGAGAGAGGCAUUGAGGGGCAACGAAGAGCUAUUGUCCUCCCUGAACCCACAGCUCCCUCAGCCAGAUAAACUCCAGCCUGUAAACUACAGAUGCUUCAACAGAGUUGCGAUGCCAUUUGGGGGUCCCAAACACAGUAAGAGGGUUAUCCCCACCAUCAGCUUUGAAGCAGUGGAGUCCCAGAAUUUGCCAGGCUCCGCCGUGGAUAGGAUGGUCAAACGGCCCAAUUUCAACAGAGCACCUCGCGGCUGGGCCACAAGUUAUUUACCCGAGUCUAAUGAACUCUGAGUCCAUCGGGGUCAAAGCCCCAUCUGCCUAAAAUUUGCUUACAGCUGAGAGCAUGUGGCACUCACUGUCCUGGUGCCUUUUGAUCAUAGAGAGUAAGCCUGGGUUUGCUGCAGAAGGCAGAAUAUCAGAUUGUAACCAUGGCUAACUGGUCAUAAAGCUAGAACUGGGAUGCUAACUGGAAUAAUGUAGGUCUUUGAGAGAAAGGUUGAAUCUUUGUAGUAGGCAGUAACUGUAGCCUAAAAGCUUAAGAAGAAUGCACUGUUAUAUCACAAACCAAAUUAAUUUAUUCAAAUGGUGUUCAUGCAAAAGUAUGCCAGAAUAUUGGCUGUCAGUAAACUGCUGUUUUAUUUUGUCCUUAAAAGAACAAUACACCUGAAUGACAUUGUCCAAUAUUUAUUUUAUAAUUAAAUUCUGAGUUGUUGUUGGGUUUU
Neoarius graeffei (lesser salmon catfish) is the source of this 1205-nucleotide messenger RNA. It is a transcript of the gene myoz3a, whose product is annotated as myozenin 3a. Bases 82 to 774 code for a protein of 230 amino acids. Gene Ontology annotation, molecular function: actin binding; telethonin binding; FATZ binding. The transcript has 6 exons. NCBI's taxonomy places the organism in Eukaryota, Metazoa, Chordata, Actinopteri, Siluriformes, Ariidae. The record is from RefSeq and is a predicted model, not a curated record. Gene Ontology annotation, cellular component: actin cytoskeleton; Z disc.